AUGUCUGGUUGCGGUAAAACUGGAGGCAAAGGAUGCACCAAGGCCGAGACUCGCUCCUACAGAGCCAGUCACCAGUUCCCCAUCAGCCCUAUCCACCAGCUGCUCCGCAAGGGUCACGAUUCUGAGCAUAUUGGGGCCGGAGCCUCCAUCUACCUGGCUGCCGUCCUCGAGUACCUGACGGCUGAGAUCCUAGAGCUGGCCGGCAAUGCGGCCCAGGACAACAAGAAGACCAGCACCAAUCCUACCACCUGCAGCUCGCUAUCCACAAUGACGAGGAGCUCAAUAAGCUGCUGGGAGGGGUCACCAUUGCCCAGAGUGGCGUCCUGCCCAACAUCCAGGCUCUGCUGCUGCCCAAAAAAACAGGCCAUCCCAGCAAGGUCUACACCUGAAGGGGCAAGAUCAGAAAAAGAUCAAAAAUGA
This is a messenger RNA of Carcharodon carcharias (great white shark), 420 nucleotides long. Its product is annotated as histone H2A-like. The record is from RefSeq and is a predicted model, not a curated record. The transcript has a single exon. The coding region runs from base 1 to 420 and encodes 139 amino acids. Gene Ontology annotation, molecular function: protein heterodimerization activity; DNA binding; structural constituent of chromatin. Gene Ontology annotation, cellular component: nucleosome. Lineage: Eukaryota; Metazoa; Chordata; Chondrichthyes; Lamniformes; Lamnidae.